UCAGUAUUCCGUGAAGGCUGGGUGCGAGUAGAAGUUGGAAAAUGUUUAUCGUCUUUAAAUUAUUUUAUUGGAGAUAAAAGAAAAAAGUAUUUCUCAUUUGUUCGGGAUAUUGCGUGGGAUUCAAAAAUAGUAAAUAACAAAUUUUCAAAUUAAUUUACCAUGCAGUUCAUGAGUUAAAUAUCUACCUAGUUUUGAAAAAAAUUAGAUUUUGAAUUCAAGUUGAAGUGAUAUAAACAAAAGUAGAGUAAGACUUGAACACGAGAAGUAUUUGUUGCAUUUUAGAUACAAAUACAACUCAUGCAAUCAGUCAAUGAAUUGAAUGAAAAAGAAAAUCAAUUAUUUAAACCAUAAUCGAAAUAAUGGGACUUUUGAAGCGUUUGGGCUUUAGUGGCCGUGCUUCAACAUCAGCACAAGGAGGGGAUGAAAGUGAAAGACCAAAGAAUGCACCACGAAAAAAAUCUAUUAUUUCUUUGGUUCCUUUAAGUGAAGUAACUGAGGCAUCGUUGAAAGUAUGGCGACAAUUGCCAGGCACUAUUCGACACGAUCCAUCAAUGAUUUCCUUUCAACAAGAACACGACAGAUGGAAAGCUGAACAUGCAGACGAAGAGGUUCAAAAUAGCACUACAGGGCGCGAUGAUUCGAUUCAUCAUUUCGGGAAAUCUGCAAGUGUUGAUGGUGCUGGAUCUUUUGAUGAUUCUGAAUCUUUGAAUGGAGAGUUUAUAACAAUCAAAGUUACCAAUGAAGAAGGAAAUACUGAAGCUGAAGAGAAUGAUAAGAUUAAUGAUCAUAAAACGAGGGAAGAACAUAAAGAUAAAGGACACUCUCAUGUCGUUCACCAUAAAGAAGAACAUCAUGAUGAACAUCAUGAAGAAAGUGAUCAAAAUCCUUUCCAUAAGUUCGGCAAGACUGGAUGUCUCGUACUUGUAUGGAUCCUUAUGGUUGCUUUCUUGAGCAGAACUCCAGAAAAAGAACUUGAAAAACGACAAUUGGCGAUACCAAUUAAUGAACCGAGAAUUUAUAAUUUUCCUAAACUGCCCGAAGGCACAAGAAUCAACGCAACACUCUCAGGAGCUUUUCUUCAUACAGCAUUUCCAAUUGAACAAAGAAAACAAGAUUUUAUCAACCAAAAUGGUAAAAAAAGGAAAGAAAUCGAGAGAGAAAAUUACAUUCGAGUAUAUCUUAAAGCAAGUGAGGGAGGUGAAAGAAUUUUAACGCAGCCUAAAAUAAUUUCAGUCGAAGCACCAGAAAAUUUUGACACAGCAAAUUUAACGAAAAUUCCAAUCAUGUUCGAUAUUGGUGAAGAUAAUCUUUACAUGCUUCAAGAAAGUAAUGAAACGUUGCAACUCGUCAUUCAAAGUCAUUUCAGUAAAACAUCACCACAAGACAAAAGAGAAAUGCCUUUGAUUUUCACUUAUGACAUUGCUCCAAUUAACAAACAAAUUGGAGUUAUAUUUGCGGCUUUUGUUUUAAUUUUCCUGUAUGUUUUAAUUAUUUAUGAGAUUGUACAUCGAACAUUCGCAGCAAUGAUUGCGAGUACUUUAUCAAUUGCUUUAUUAGCAGCACUUAACGAUCGUCCAACACACCAUGAAAUAAUUGGUUGGAUUGAUGUGGAGACAAUUUUAUUACUUUUCGCUAUGAUGAUUUUAGUGGCAAUUCUCACUGAAACUGGAGUUUUUGAUCAUCUUGCAGUGUAUGCAUACAGAAUUACAGAUGGCAAGAUUUGGCCUUUGAUUCAUUGUCUGUGCAUCAUUACUUGUAUUGUAUCAAUGCUUUUGGAUAAUGUAACGACAGUUCUUCUCAUGGCACCGAUUACAAUCACGCUUUGCGAAGAUUUAGACCUCAAUCCAGUUCCUAUUCUCAUGGCGAUUGUAAUUCAUGCAAACAUUGGUGGAUGUGCCACGCCAAUUGGUGAUCCACCAAAUAUUAUCAUAACAUCAAAUCAGACAAUUCUUGAAGGGGGUGUGACAUUUAUAACAUUCACGGUUCACAUGCUGAUUGGAGUCAUCAUUCUUACUCUCACAACAAAUUUACAUCUUCGUUUUAAUUACAGAAAUAUCAAUCUUCUAUUUAUUCAAGAACCUAAAGAGAUUAAAAAUUUGAAGCGAAAUAUUAUCGUAUGGGAACGUGCUGCAGCAUCAAUUUCACCCUUCAGUAAGGAUGCAAAGAUGGUGCGAGAAACUUUGUUGAAGAAAGUGAAAAUAUUACGUCAUGAUUUAAAGAAAAAAGUGGCAAAGGGUGGUGUGGCUGGUGCAAGAUACAAGUCAACGCUUGAGGAUAUGGAGAAAGCAUAUCCGAUUAAGAAGAAAGGAUUAUUAAUUAAGUCAGGUUUUGUGUUGGUCUUCAUUCUGACUUUGUUCUUCAUUGAAUCAAUACCGGAAUUGCAUCGACUUUCAUUAGGAUGGUCAGCUUUACUUGGAGUCAUUUUGUUGCUUAUCAUAAGUAAUCGUGAUGAUAUGGAUGCGAUUUUACAUCGUGUUGAGUUCUCAACUCUCGUGUUUUUUGCUGCGAUGUUUGUGCUGAUGGAAGCUGUUGAAAGAAUGGGAUUCAUUUCAUGGAUCGGAUCUGGCUGCGAAGAUAUCAUCAACUCAGUGUCAAAAGAAUAUCGACUUGCUGUCGCAAUUAUAAUAAUUUUAUGGGUUUCCGGUUUAACUUCAGCUUUUGUUGAUUCAAUUCCGGUUACUCAAAUGAUGGUCAAAAUUGUCAUUACAAUGGCUGGUCGACUUGCUUUACCACUUCAUCCUCUUGUCUGGGCUUUAGCUUUUGGACCUUGUCUUGGAGGUAAUGGAACACUUGUAGGUGCUUCUGCAAAUGUUAUAUGUGCUGGUAUUGCUGAACAACAUGGCUACAAAAUGACAUUUAUGGAUUUCUUUAAGAUGACGGAAGCUUCCUUGUCAAUUUGGAGAAAUCUUCCUGGAGAAAUUCGUCAUGAUCCAUCAAUGAUUAAUUUUCAACGAGAAGCAAAGCGUUGUGAAGGUUCAUCAUCUGAACUCUCAGUUUCAUUUAAAAAUGAAUUUGAAAUUGAUGGGAGUAAGAAAAUUGAAAAAGAUUCGGAAUCUGACAGUGCCAUGGGUGAAGAUCAAUUCAUAACGAUAAAAGUGACAAAUGAAGAUGAUAUCGUUAAAGAUGAAAGCACUUCUGAUAUUCCUGUUAAAACUCGUAGAAGUCCCACAAAAAGUGUGCGAAUUGUUGAAUCUCCAAUAAAAACAGAAGCAGCUGCUGACUUCUAUCAUCAUAAUCAUCACUCUCAUCAUCUCAAAGUUGAGAGUCCAUUUCAAGAAUAUGGAAAAACAUUUUUCCUAAUUUUCAUUUGGUUUCUCAUUGUUGCAUUUUUAACUUCCACACCAGAGAAGAAAAUUGAAAAGCGUCAACUUGUUUUGCCAAUAAAUGAUGUAAAACUUUACAAUUUGCCAACUCAACCUCAUGGCCCUUUGAUUCACAUCACAAUCCAAGCGCCUUUUUUACCAAAUUCUAAAGAAUAUUUACGGAAAGGUGGCAAUAAAAGUCACGAUACACGCAAUAAAGACAACUUGAUUAAUAUGUUCUUGCGAACUGAUACUGAGAAAAUUCUCACAGCAAAUAAAACAUUUUACAUUUACAAACCAGAAGAAAUAGAUUUCGUGAAUGCGACUAAAAUUGAAUUUACAUUUGACAUUGGAGAAGAAAACUUCGACGAGUUACAAGAGGAUGAAAUUGUUCAAGCAGUUAUAGUCUCAAACUUUUCAAAGUCCAACGACAGACAAAAGCAGGAAGUUCCGAUUACUCUCAGUGUAGACUUAAUGCCUCUUAAUAAACCUAUUGGAGUACUCUUUGCUGCAUUCACAUUAAUUCUUUUGUAUGCUUUAAUCGUGUGGGAGGUUGUACAUCGGACAUUUGCGGCGAUAAUUGCAAGCACUUUAUCGAUUGGUCUUCUAGCAGCAUUAGAUGAUCGACCAACACAUGAAGAGAUUAUGGCAUGGAUUGAUGUUGAAACAAUUCUUCUUUUAUUCUCAAUGAUGAUUCUUGUUGGAAUAUUAACUGAAACAGGCGUUUUCGAUCACAUUGCUGUUUACGCUUAUAGAAUUACCAAUGGACAAAUUUGGCCUUUGAUUCAUUGUCUGUGCAUUAUUACUUGUAUUAUAUCAAUGCUUUUGGAUAAUGUGACGACAGUUCUUCUCAUGGCACCGAUUACCAUAACACUUUGUGAAGAUAUGGACAUUGAUCCGGUUCCUAUUCUCAUGGCGAUUGUAAUUCAUGCAAACAUUGGUGGAUGUGCCACGCCAAUUGGUGAUCCACCAAAUAUUAUAAUAACAACAAAUCAGACUAUUUUGGAUCAGGGAAUUCACUUUCUUAAUUUUACUGUUCAUAUGCUUAUCGGAACUGCUUUCAUCACCUUCACAACAAAUAUUCAUCUGAGGUUUAUUUAUCCAAAUAUCAGAACUUUAUUCAUUCACGAGCCCAAAGAUAUAAAAAUUUUGAAGAAAAACUUGGUAACUUGGGAGAGAGCGUUGAGAAAUUCAAUUUCACCUUUCAGUAAGGAUGCAGAUUUAGUUCGAGAGACUCUUGUAAAGAAAGUUAAAGCGUUGAGACAAGAAUUGAAGCUUAAGACAACAAGAGGGGUCAUUGAAGAGCAGCGAUAUAAAACGACUUUGGAAGAUAUGGAGAAAGCAUAUCCAAUUAAGAAAAAAGGAUUGCUUAUCAAAUCUGGGAUAACUCUUGUUUUUAUUCUGCUUUUGUUUUUUGUUCAGUCAAUUCCCGAUUUUCGAAGACUUUCUCUUGGUUGGUCAGCACUUAUUGGUGUCAUUUUCCUUCUGAUCAUAAGUAAUCGUGACGAUAUGGAUGCGAUUUUACAUCGAGUUGAAUGGCCAACACUUCUCUUCUUUGCUGCUAUGUUUGUGUUGAUGGAAGCUGUUGAAAGAAUGGGAUUCAUAUCAUGGAUUGGAUCGGGAACUGAAACAAUCAUAAAAGGUGUCUCAAAAGAUUAUCGGCUAGCUGUUGCCAUCAUCAUAAUUUUAUGGGUUUCCGCUUUAACUUCUGCAUUCGUCGAGUCCCUUCCAGUUACUCAAAUGAUGGUGAAAAUUGUUGUCUCACUAGCAGGAAAUUCCAAAUUAGGUUUACCUUUACAACCACUUGUGUGGGCUAUAGCAUUUGGCCCUGCAUUGGGAGGGAAUGGGACACUUGUAGGUGCUUCAGCUAACAUCAUAUGUGCGGGUGUUGCAGAACAACAUGGAUAUAAAAUGGACUUUAUGGACUUUCUUAAAUUUGGAUUUCCAAUUAUGCUUACAAGCGUCUUUUUCAGUAUGACUUAUCUGUUGUUCUUUCAUUCAUUUCUGAGUUGGCAUUAGAUGACCAAUCGAAGUAAAAUUAUUAAAGAUGCAAACCAAAAAUCAAUUAGAAUCUUAUUGUGAUUUCAACAUUAAAAAUAUCAUCCUAAGAAAUAAAUGAAAAGUUGACUUUUAAAGCCUGAAAGUGAAAUUAAAUUUCUUAAUCUUAAGUGCCGU
Clunio marinus is the source of this 5477-nucleotide messenger RNA. NCBI's taxonomy places the organism in Eukaryota, Metazoa, Arthropoda, Insecta, Diptera, Chironomidae. The record is from the annotation of a GenBank genome assembly.